Molecule: messenger RNA, 2168 nt
Organism: Carcharodon carcharias (great white shark)
Lineage: Eukaryota; Metazoa; Chordata; Chondrichthyes; Lamniformes; Lamnidae
Product: transmembrane protein 60-like
Exons: 1
Coding region: 443-841 (132 amino acids)
Source: RefSeq, a predicted model, not a curated record
CGAAGUAAGGGGUUCGAGAGGGAAAGUCGAAGCAAAGCGAAAGGCCCUGGGCAGUAGCAGAGAAGCAUGCGAAGGGGCUUAACGUGUAUUUGAGCUGCAGCUUCGCCUGCUGGCCGUGGGGAGGGCGAUCCUGCGGUACUGGAGGGCUUGUUUGAUUCAGACCUUUGUUACGAUGGCCAAGCGAUGACUUGAGUCAACACUCGGGAGUUUACGAAAUCGAAGUUAUGUGCCAAAGUAUUAUGCCUGCAUCAAGAAUAAAAUGGAGAAAACAAUGUGCAGAUGUUAAAUCAAAGAGCGAAUAGCACUGACGUAAGAGACUUUAUGAAAACAUGAAAUGAAACUUAUUUUCUUAACAGUAUUACCUCUCUCGAAACAUUCUGUUUCUCGAAACAUUCGGAGCAAGCAUUCGGGAAACGAGCAGCGUACCCUCCGUCUGUUUUAGAUGAGAAUGUCAUUAGCGCAGAGGGUUUUAAUGACCUGGCUCUUCACCUUGCUCUUCUUAAUUGUAUUGGUGCUGAAAUUGGACGAUAAAGCUCCUUGGAACUGGAACCUUAUCUUCAUCCCGCUCUGGAUUUUUGAUACCAUCCUUUUAAUGAUGUUAAUCGUGAAGAUUAUCGGGAGAUGCAAAUCGGGCUAUGACAGGAACGGCAACAAUCUCAAGAAGGAAGUCUGGUACCUCUGCGCCAUGCUGCUUAAAUUCGGCUUUCUGCUAGCGCUAUGCGCCAGGCUGGAGCAUUUCGCACAAAUGAAACUCAUAUUCGUUUUUAUACCUCUUUGGCUCUUACUCAUCGGGGCAGUGGUUGAUCUGGCGUAUAAUAUCUAUUCUAUGAGACAAGACUGAUUGGGUGGACAGAUAGUCUUUUGUUGCCAUCUUAAUUGUUGCUCCAACACCAGGUUUAAUGCGGAACUUAAUCGAAGUAACAUGUAAGGCACGUUAAAAUGGUGUUUUUCAUGUUUUUUUUUCAAAUCUAAAUGAACUCUACCGGAUUGUAAAUGUAAUUUCUUAAAACUGCUUCCUUUGUGCAUUAUGUGAAGUUAUCGUAAUAUAAUCAUGUAAAUGUGAAGGUUACUUAAAAAUCCUGUAAAUGAAUGCAAAUCAUGACAGGACGUAGUUACACCUGGGGUUUGUUCAAGCAAAUAGAGUAUGGAAUUGAAAUAAUUUUUCAAAAUAUUUUAUAACAGCCAGUUACUUCACACUGUAGUGCUGUUGGUAACAACGGUACAACACAAAAGGAAAGUACUUGUGCUUAACGCUUUAUCCUUCCCCAACUAUAAAAUACUUUAAUUUUUAAAUUAGGAAAAUAGCCAUAUCCCUGCUAUAUGCAACUUCUAAUUUAUGAUAGGGUCAAUUCGAGGGCCAAAUUUACGAACUUACCAACUGCAUAUACACCAGUUUUAUUAGGCAAGGGCUGCAAUACUGACUUGAAACUUAUUCAAAACAUGCUUUAUUUGGCAAAGUGUUAAGGAUUGCAACAUUUGCAAAUCUGCACAAAUGUCAAAUAGCACGUAUACCUUUUUAUUCACGAUGUAUUAAAUGUUAACAAAUCGUAAAAAACUCUUACAUUUUGCGGACAUAUUUCCAAAACAAAUGGACAUGGAUUGGGAAAGAUGUGCAAGAUACAAUGAACAAAGGGGAAUUAUUGGCAACUGCGGACUAGCGUGCAGCAAGUUUUGCAGGCAGGAACAAUGUUAUAGUGGUGUUCAUUUCUUGCACCUAUAAGAUAGAGGAUAGUAAAGUCAUUCGGAUUAUAAGGGGCAGAGAUAUAAAUGUUCCUUAGCCCUAAAAUUUUCAAGGAAACUGUCAUCGACCUUAGCAACGCCCAACCCUACCUCGCCACGACUCGCUGGAUCCCUGCGACGACUGACUCAGUUCUCUGUAAACUCGCCCACCAAUAUAGAUUGUACAGCACAGAAACAGGUUAUUUAGCGCAGUCUGUACCAGUGUUUAUACUCCACAUGAGCCCCCUCUAACUCUAUCCGCAUAGCCUUCUAUUCCUUUCUCUCUGGUGUGUGUCUAGUUAUUACUUGCCUCACCUACUCCUUUAUUGCUGAAAAAAGACACGUCUAAGCUUUUUGCCUUGCACUCAGGACACUAAGAGGAAGGCAACAAUUUAUACUGUAUGUGAAGAAAGUGCUGAGCGAUUGGCAAAUGGCAUUGCUAUGGAGAA